Coccidioides immitis RS is the source of this 2213-nucleotide messenger RNA. RefSeq lists its product as uncharacterized. Bases 648 to 2213 code for a protein of 521 amino acids. NCBI's taxonomy places the organism in Eukaryota, Fungi, Ascomycota, Eurotiomycetes, Onygenales, Onygenaceae. The transcript has 5 exons. The record is from RefSeq and is a predicted model, not a curated record. Gene Ontology annotation, molecular function: N,N-dimethylaniline monooxygenase activity; NADP binding; flavin adenine dinucleotide binding.
GGAAUUUAGAUGCCCUCUCUUUCAAAACGAACUGGUAUCGCCAUUCAAAAGUGUUUGAACUUGUAGAUUCAACAAAUCCUAGGAGCUUUUUCGUUGGCUUGUGGUGAUCUAUACACACACCCUCCUCAAGCCUGAACAUCAAAGCAUCUUUUUCCAUUUGAUUGAUUUAUAGUGAUGCGUUGCUGGAGGACGCAAGCUUGCAUGUUAUCAGAGGAUGGGUAACUUAUCGCCAAAAACUGAAUCAAUGGUAUCUGUUCUCACUGGUCAUCAUGCUUUUGAACAGAAUGCAUGCAGCUCAAGAACAGACUGUUGUAUUCGUGAUAUUGAAUUCUAUCCCUGCCUGCACGCUCUUUGAGAAUCCGGCUAAGUCUUACCAGGGUAACUCUAACUACCCUGAUGUUGGGAAAGAGCCCCUUUCCAACCGCCAACUCAUCCACCCGUAGUUCAGCAACGCGAGCCAUGUACUUUCACAGAGAUCUAUUUAGGUAUCCUUAUGCUUGCCGGCAAUUGCCCGGACGCGCCGAGAGACCUGUGAUGUAUCACAUGGGAACGAUAAGACUGUGAUACUAUUGUGUCUAUUGUGUCUGUGACGAUCUGACUUCGCGUCCCUCUCACCGUCUCUUUCCUUACGAACCAGCACCGAAUAAAUGGCUCCAAAGGUUGCAAUCAUCGGGGCCGGUCUCUCGGGACUUGCGUCCCUGAAACAAUGUCUCGAGGAGGGCUUCGAUGCCACAAUCUUCGAGGCUCGUCCUGUCAUCGGAGGCCAGUGGUGCUAUGAGGAGCCAGAUCCAGUUACCGGCGAAACAUCCUCUUCGAUGUACGAAGGAGUCUUGUUGAAUUCUUGUCGUGACACCUCGACUUUUAGCGACUUUCCUAUGGACCCUAGCCGCUAUCCGGACUACUUUGGUCACAAGCGCUUUUUGCGAUACAUCGAAGAGUAUGCGGAGUAUUUCGGACUCAGAGAGCAUAUCUGUUUGAACACCGAAGUCGUUUCCUGCUCACAAGACAAGGAAGGGAAAUGGAGUGUCGAGACAAUCCAGAAAGGAAGGUCCCCCGUCAAAGAUACUUACGAUGCGAUCUUCGCGUGUUCAGGUGCGCUUGCAGACCCAGUUAUUCCCAUGUUUGAGGGACUGGAGAAAUUCAAAGGUGACGUUUUCCACAGUCAUAUUUACAGGCGCCCAGGCGCACUUGAAGGAAAAAGAAUCGCCAUCAUCGGUUUCGGUAAUUCCGCCGCAGAUUUAUCUUCUGAGUUGAGCUGGCAGGCGAAAGAGCUGCAUCUUAUUACUCGCAGAGGCGGAUGGAUCGUCCCUCGCUUCGUUUUGGGCAAACCGGCGGAGGCAUAUGACAAUCGUGUCGCAGAAACAAUCUUGCCAUCCAAGUUUUCCCAGUGGAUCCAAACGCAGCUCUGCAACCACGUUCUGGGCAAGCUCCCGGACGUCCUGCAGCCAGAGCAUGGCCUCAUGGAAGCAAAUGUCACAAUGCGAAGUGACCUGCUUGAAAACAUCAAAACCGGUCGUAUCAUCCCUCACAGAGCUGGAGUGAAAAGAGUCUCAGAGACAUCUUUGAUUUUAACUGACGGUACAUUCAUUGAUGUCGAUGUUAUCAUCUGCUGCACUGGAUAUCACAUGAGCAUUCCGUACGUGCCCGAGGAGAGUUACCGAAAUAACCAUAAUCCAAUCCUUAACACCAACAAUUCGAUGGAACUCUAUAAAUUAGUCGCAUCUCCAACCUUCCCGAACGUGUUUUUCAUCGGCUUCGUUGAGCUCGCAGGCCCUCUGGUCCCGGUCUCAGAGACACAGGCAAGAUGGGCGACUUCGGUACUUGCCGGUAGGAUCAAGCUGCCUUCCGUCAAGAAGAUGUAUGGAUCGAUAGCCGCGUACCAAGCGCGCCUAGCUGCCGUGAUGGUGAAUUCCGAUCGACACACUGUCACCAUUCGCUACCUACCUUACUGCGAUGAUCUCCUGAGGGAUAUCGGCGCUAAUCCGACAUUCUGUCGCCUGUUUUCUAAGGUCUUCACCUCCAAUCCUGUCACAGCAGUCAAGCUGCUCAAGGCAGUGUACGUUGGAAUAAAUUCUCCGGCACAAUAUCGUCUAUUUGGCCACGGAAGUAAGCCCAUGCUUGCAUCUGCCACGUUGUUAAGACUCGCCGACGAAGCUCCGGGACUGAGCGAAAAGGAGAGACAUAUUCUUUGCAUGAGCCAGCCUGAAGGAUAA